Monascus purpureus is the source of this 873-nucleotide messenger RNA. Lineage: Eukaryota; Fungi; Ascomycota; Eurotiomycetes; Eurotiales; Aspergillaceae. The record is from the annotation of a GenBank genome assembly.
AUGCCUGAACAGCGUCCCCUGAACCCGAACAGAUCAGCUGCCAAUGUUCCAUGGCAUGAUGCCGUGGGAAGCUCGUCUGGCCCGCCGGGCACUGCUCACGGCAACGAAAGGACUCCGGACGAGAAGCCCCUGGUGGUUCUUCCACAGCUCUCUAGCGAGGCUACGGUCAUGCUGGAAUUCCUACUCUUGGGACGGCAGAGUAUCCUGAAUAGGGCUGGAAGGACAUCAGUAGACCACGAUACGAGGGGAGGGGAUUGUGCAAGCCUUAAAGUCCCAGGACUAUGGGAUUUGGCUGUGCCGCUCGAAACAGCACGGAGGCUUCUUGCUUUUCACGAAGAAAACCUGGCACGGAUGCACAAUGCGGUUCAUAUGCCGACUUUCCGUCAAGAAUUUGAGUCGGCGCUCAUAGCGGGUUCUCCGUGUGAUCAGCAGUGGCAGACGCUCUAUUAUGCCAUUCUGUGCGUCUCGACUGCUCAUCACGCAGAUGAAGAAGAUCUGCUAGCUCUCGAUCCGUCUAUCAGCCCCUCAGCAGUGCAAGACCUAUACAAUAAAUGUCUCACGACGCUGUUUAAUUCCAAUUUUAUGGCAAUUCAUUCCAUCUCGUCCAUCCAGGCAAUCUGCAUUCUGCUCCAGGUGGCCCAUAAUUUGAACCAAUCUGAUUUCAUAAUGGUGCUCAUGUCGGCCACCAUCCGCAUAGCCCAGUCUCUGAACCUGCAUCGUCUAGGAUCCGAGAAAGCAGAUCAUCGAGAUGUAAGAGAGGAUCCGGCGAGAACCGUGCAGGAUCUCAUUGACCUGGAAGUCAAGAAACGGGUCUGGUGGUUCAUCGUUCGUCAGGACUGGCUGCAAGUUCCUUUCCAGAAUACAUCCGGCUAA